This is a messenger RNA of Quercus robur (English oak), 2506 nucleotides long. RefSeq names its product peptidyl-prolyl cis-trans isomerase CYP59-like. Gene Ontology annotation, cellular component: nucleus. Gene Ontology annotation, molecular function: peptidyl-prolyl cis-trans isomerase activity; zinc ion binding; RNA binding. NCBI's taxonomy places the organism in Eukaryota, Viridiplantae, Streptophyta, Magnoliopsida, Fagales, Fagaceae. The record is from RefSeq and is a predicted model, not a curated record. The transcript is spliced from 14 exons. Gene Ontology annotation, biological process: protein peptidyl-prolyl isomerization. The coding region runs from base 308 to 2263 and encodes 651 amino acids.
GAUAUUCACAUUUUUAACUCCAAAAUCGACCGCCACCCAUCACAACCGCACAUACUCGGCUCUGCUGCCCCAAAUACACACCCACCUUGCACAACCACACACCCACCCAACAAAGCCCACAAAAAAGCUCAGAACUCACAAACCCCAGCCACCAAAACGCCGCCGCGGCCUUAACCCACAAACCCCAGUCACCAAAACGCCGCCGCCGCCGCCGCAACCCACAAAAUCCAGCCAUCACCGCCUCAACUCUCUCUCGCUUCGCUUCACCAAAAUUUGAUAACUGCAAAAAAAUAAACAAUAAGAGAGAAUGUCGGUGCUGAUAGUGACGAGCUUAGGGGACAUAGUGGUGGAUUUGCACACAGACAAGUGCCCCUUGACCUCCAAAAACUUCUUGAAGCUUUGCAAGAUCAAGUAUUACAAUGGUUGUCUAUUUCACACGGUUCAGAAGGACUUCACUGCACAAACCGGUGACCCCACCGGUACCGGGUCCGGUGGCGAUUCAAUCUACAAAUUUCUUUAUGGUGAUCAAGCUCGCUUUUUCAAUGAUGAGAUUCAUCAUGAUUUAAAGCAUUCUAAGACAGGCACUGUUGCCAUGGCUAGUGCUGGAGAGAAUCUUAAUGCUUCUCAGUUCUAUUUCACACUGCGUGACGAUCUUGACUAUCUAGAUGAGAAGCACACUGUUUUUGGGGAGAUCGCGGAAGGGCUUGAUACAUUGACGAGGAUAAAUGAAGCUUAUGUGGAUGAGAAGGGCCGACCAUUUAAGAAUAUUCGAAUCAAACACACGUACAUACUGGAUGAUCCUUUUGAUGAUCCUCCCCAGAUAGCUGACUUGAUUCCUGAUGCUUCGCCAGAAGGAAAACCAAAAGAUGAGGUUGAUGAUAAUGUGCGGCUUGAGGAUGACUGGGUGCCCAUGGAUGAGCAGUUAGAUGCUUCAGAGCUUGAGGAGGUUCUCCGCACAAAGGAAGCACAUUCCAGAGCAGUUGUACUUGAAAGUAUCGGAGAUAUUCCUGAUGCUGAAAUAAAGCCUCCUGAUAAUGUGCUAUUUGUUUGUAAACUGAAUCCAGUUACUGAAGAUGAGGACUUGCAUACCAUCUUUUCACGUUUUGGAACUGUAUUGUCGGCUGAAAUAAUUCGUGACUUUAAGACUGGAGACAGUUUAUGCUAUGCUUUCGUAGAGUUUGAGACGAAUGAUGCAUGUGAACAAGCUUAUUUUAAGAUGGAUAAUGCUCUGAUCGAUGACCGAAGGAUACAUGUUGAUUUUAGUCAAAGUGUUUCAAAACUGUGGUCCCAGUACAGACGUAAAGAUAAUAAAACAGGUAAAGGAGGUUGCUUCAAAUGUGGUGCUCUUGAUCACGUUGCCAAGGACUGCACUGGUGGCUCAGCCGUCAAACAGAACUAUAUUUUAAAGGAUGAUAACCGACAGCGAGGUGGUGAGAACAAUUCUAGGUUUGAAAUGGUAUUUGAUGGAGACACUCCUGAAAGUCCAAGACGAGAAAAACGACAUCGAGGCCAUGAGCCACGUGACCGAGGUGAGAAAGAAAAGACGUAUAGGCAGAGUUCUGAAGACCUAAGGCAUAGGGACCGAGAAAAUGAAGACCAGAGUGAUAGGCACAAGCCGACUGACAGAAGUAGAAGAUACAGAGAGGAUGAGAUGCAUCAUGAUGGUAAAACAAGUCAAUCCCGUGGAAGUGGAAGAGAUCGGGAUCAUGUUGAAGAGAGAAGGGAUGGAGAAAAGCAUAAACAAAGAGAUCUAAAUGAUAACAAGAGAGAUGAGCGGGAUUAUGUCGAAGAGAGAAGGGAUGGAGAAAAGUAUAAACGAAGAGGUCUAAAUGAUAACAACAGAGAUGAGCGGGAUUAUAGAAAGAGAACUCCAGAUAUUGAUAGGCAUGCAGAAAAGGGGGAUGAUGGAGAUUAUAAGAAGAGAAGUAAAGAUAAUUCUAGCCAUGCAGGAAGGAGGGAUGAUAGAGAGUAUAGGAAGAGAGGUGCAGAUAAUGAUAACUAUAUUGAAAGGAGCAAUGGUGGAGAUUAUAGAAAGAAAAGUGCAGAUGAUGAUCGCCGUGGGGAAAGGAGGGAUGACAGGGACUAUAGGAAGAGAAAUGUGGACAGUGACCGGCGAGACACAAGGGAUGAGCCAAGUCAGAGAAAAAGAAGUGCAGACGUUGAUAGCUUUAAAGGCAGGCGAGAAGAGCGAGAACAUGGUGAUAGGUAUAAAGACAGGAGGGACGAUGAUCAUGAUAGAAGGCGCCAAGGUGACAGGAGAUGAAGUCUUGAAUGGUGUAUGGUUAUGACCAGAAGAGAUUGCAUUAAACUUUGUCUUGUUUUAUCGUUGCCAUGUAAUGAAGUAUGAAACUAAACGUUGGAAUUAAUGUAGUGUUUAAAAUGAUUAGUUCUAUCAUGAAUUACGCAAUUUUUAAAAAAUCAUCCAAAUGUAAAACUGUUAAGCAAAUAGCAUUUGUUAUAGGAUCAAAAAUUUUGUUUAUUCUAUUUUCCAGCUUUGUUUUAGGGA